Molecule: messenger RNA, 558 nt
Organism: Knipowitschia caucasica
Lineage: Eukaryota; Metazoa; Chordata; Actinopteri; Gobiiformes; Gobiidae
Source: the annotation of a GenBank genome assembly
AUGAGAGCGCCGCGACCAUCGCCAUCCUCACCGUCCUCACCGUCCAACGCCAUCCUCAUCGUCCAACGGCAUCCUCAUCGUCCAACGGCAUCCUCACCGUCCUCACCGUCCAACGCCAUCCUCACCGUCCUCACCGUCCAACGGCAUCCUCACCGUCCAACGGCAUCCUCACCGUCCAACGCCAUCCUCAUCGUCCAACGCCAUCCUCAUCGUCCAACGGCAUCCUCACCGUCCUCACCGUCCAACGCCAUCCUCACCGUCCUCACCGUCCAACGCCAUCCUCAUCGUCCAACGCCAUCCUCACCGUCCAACGGCAUCCUCACCGUCCUCACCGUCCAACGCCAUCCUCACCGUCCAACGCCAUCCUCACCGUCCAACGCCAUCCUCAUCGUCCAACGGCAUCCUCAUCGUCCAACGCCAUCCUCACCGUCCAACGCCAUCCUCACCGUCCUACGCCAUCCUCACCGUCCAACGCCAUCCUCAUCGUCAAACGCCAUCCUCAUCGUCAAACGCCAUCCUCACCGUCCUCCCCAUUACCCGAGCAAAGACAGCGGCUAA